UGCUUUCGACAGUUCGUGGUGAACGGACGGAUUCUGUGGAAGGAAAAUAUGGAAAAUAUUGAUUAAAUAUCUCCCAAAAAGUGAUUUAUUCAAUGAAAAUGACACUUCCUGCGGAUUCCCUGUGAUCCCUGAGAUUGCAAACUACUCAUCCCGGUGCACAGUGUUGUGUGUUCUCUGGGUAUUUGUGGGGAGAAAAAUGUGGGUAGAUCCGGACAGUUGGGGUCCCACGGUGUAAACAAGUGCGCUCUCCUGGCUGGAGGACACGAAGAAAAAAGAGAAGCCCAUAAGCGUGUAGAGAAAAACAAGAUGAUUAUCACCUCUCACCAGAUCGUGACUCAUUAUCGCAAUGUGUCAAUCACAAAUGGAAGAUGGAGACUCUUCAUCUAAUAAUUGACCCAUCUUCAAAUCACGAAGGCAACGUGAUAUAAAAAAAAUAUCAAACUAUUGCUCAUCUCACAAGCCGCCCUGUGAAAUUGAGCAAUAAAAAAGCAAAGUUAAAAAAGUAAUUUUGUAAAAUUACUUGCAACAUUUCAAGUUGAAAAAAAAUUGAUAAAAAAGAAAUACAAAUAAAAGUGUUUGGGGCCAAUGUUCUGCCGCCUGAUCAAACAUGGAAAUUUUCUGCUUAUAUCGAAAUAAACGUUAACCCAUUAGGUUUUUCUGUCUCCUUGAAAAAAAAGCACACCAGUGUGUACGAAGAUAGCGCUGUGAGAACCAUGAGAGGCAGAAGAAUUCAAAUACCUCUACCAAAUACGGGGACAAUGUCACGAAGACGAAGUUCUUUUUGCCUGAGAACAUCUCUGGUCAUCUUUCUUGUUCUUUUCAUAUUUCUACAGUUACACAUUAUGAGCUACUCCGAUCCACGAGAAGGUCACAUCGGUGACGUGACAAAUGAUUCAACAGCUGCUAUUCUAUCAAUGGUACCCCCAGUUCUUCAUAAGUUCUUAACAGUUAAGGCAAAAAAUGUCAGUCACGACCACAAUGGCUCAGCGACGAAUGGUGGUGAAAUGCAAUUUCAUAAUCCCAACAUCAGUGAAAUGAAACGAGCUAUUUAUCGAUACAAUGAAAUGCAAAAUGUCAUUAAUGAGGACAUUUUUGGACCCCUACAAAAUGAUUCUGUGAUAAUAGUUGUACAGGUUCACAAGCGCAUAACGUACUUACGGCAUUUAAUUGUAAGUCUAGCACAAGCACGUGACAUCUCAAAGGCACUCUUAAUCUUUUCUCACGACCACUAUGACGAGGACAUAAAUGAGCUGGUACAGAGUGUUGAUUUUUGUAAAGUGAUGCAGAUUUUUUAUCCGUACUCCAUCCAAACACACCCCAAUGAAUUUCCGGGGGCUGAUCCACGAGAUUGUCCGAGGGAUAUGAAGAAAGAGCAGGCUCUUAUCAAAAAGUGUAACAAUGCGCUGUAUCCGGAUCUCUAUGGGCACUAUCGUGAAGCAAAGUUUACCCAGACAAAGCAUCAUUGGUGGUGGAAGGCCAACAGAGUAUUCAAUGAAUUGGAAGUUACACGUUUCCAUUCAGGUUUAGUUGUAUUUUUGGAAGAAGAUCACUAUGUAGCUGAAGACUUUCUCUAUCUGUUGGGCUUAAUGCAGAAAAGAUCCCAUGAUCUCUGUCCUAAAUGCAAUAUUCUGUCUCUGGGGACGUAUCUAAAGACUUUUAAUUAUUACACAUACAGUAAUAAUAAGAGCAACAAAAAAGCUUUUUUUGGGCAAUCACGUGCUGCGGCUGCUUCCAAUUCAAAUGCAAUGGGUCCUAAUUCACAUACUAACAACAAUGCAAAUACUUAUCACGGUGGUGGAGGAAUUUUAAUGGAAAGUAUUCCUGUCACCACAACUGAGAAAUAUUCGGCACAGUGGGGAUAUCAAGUACUACCAUCUCUGUACUCUAUCUAUCAAAAGGUUGAAGUAACCCCAUGGAUAUCCAGCAAACACAACAUGGGGAUGGCAUUCAAUCGGACCACAUGGAAGGAAAUUAUAAAGUGUGCAGAACAUUUUUGUUCAUACGAUGACUACAACUGGGAUUGGUCGCUCCAGCACGUUUCGCAGCAUUGUCUCAAACAGAGACUGCAUGUGAUGGUCGUCAAGGGGCCGAGAGUUUUUCACAUUGGUGAAUGUGGUGUUCACCACAAAAAGAACAACUGUGAGUCCAACCAGGUGAUAUCAAAAGUGCAAAAGGUGCUUCACAUUGCCACAAAGGCGAGUCAGCUCUUCCCAAAAACCAUCACGCUCACCGUGGCGAGUGUUGUGCAGAAGACAAAGCUGCGAAAGGGCAAUGGGGGUUGGGGCGAUAAGAGGGAUCAUAUUCUCUGUCUCAAUAUGACACUGUCCGGGAGAUAAUUUACAAUACAACAAACAUACAGAAAUAUUCAUCACAUUUUACCAUUUUUUUCUUUCUAAAUUUUAAUUCUGAAAAUUAAUAUUAAAGAAUAAGAAAUAAGAAAAGAUAAGAAAAAAAAGUUGUGCUGUGUGAAAUUUAUCCUCAUCUUUCUGCCAUAUUUUUGCUCUUUUUUUGGUAGAGCAAAAACAAAAAAAAGAAAAGAAAGGAAAAUGGUGAGGAUUUCUUUUUCUAAUAAGUAGUUGUAAUAACCGCGUAAAUUUAUAUAGGUAUAGUUAAGAAUACCUACAUUUAAAAGAAUUUCUUUUUUUUUUUAAUUCUUGCGCUGAUGAAGAUAAAAGACCUAAAACAUCACGUUUUUAAGGCCUCAAAGGCAUUAAUUUCUGUGUCUAUUUAAUAAUAUUUCUUCUCCUUUUAUCUGUAUUCUUUUUCUUAAAUCAUUAUAUUUCAUCUUUGAAAAUUUAUUAACUUUGAAUUUGUGAUAAUAACAUUAAAUGUUUAAAAUGAAAGUAUAAGUAUUACUUUUAUGAAAAGAAAAUAGAAAAAAAAAGUAUAAUGAGUUUUAGGGGUGGAUUUUGGUGGAAAAUAUUUUAUUUUAUUCUCUUAGACUUUGAGAUUAUUUUGUGAAAAAGAACUGAAAGAUUGGAUAAAACUCACAAAUUGUAAGACAAUAAAAUAUAAGUUCUCACAAAAUCCAUCUUUAGUUUAUCUAAGAAAACAAAAGUCUUGAAUAUGCUUUCUCCAAAAGAAUAUUUUAUUGAUAGAACAUUACCUACUAUUUCUCUUUUUUUGGCCUCAACUAUUAUGCUGUGUAAAAUAUCAAAUGUAUAUAUGUAAGUGGAAAGAAUAAGAAAUUUUCAUUCAUAUCUUGGGGGAUGCUGCUAAAAAAAAUCUAAAAUUCAUUUGAAAAAAAAAAAACAAACUUUUGGAAUAAAUAAAAAUUCAAUAAAUUGGAAGGAGUAAGUAAUCAAAAAAAAAAUCACGAUCAUCACCUAGAAAUUCUAGUCUUAUAUACUGUAGUAAUAUUAUUUUUCUAAUUUGUAAGAAUAAAAGAAAAAAAUUGAAUGAAAGAAAAGAAAAAUUGCGAAAACCACGGCGAAGAUAAAAAUAAGAAUUUAUUGCUCAAAAGUAGGGAAGGAAUUGAAUGGGGAAAAAUUUUCCUCCGUGGGUGCUAUAUGAAUGAAUUAUUUAAAUUUAUAUAAUACUAAAAGAGACAAAUAGGGUAAUUCAGUGGACAGUAAAAAGAAAUUCUUGCAGUCAGAACUUUCUUCAUGCAAAAAGAAAGGAAGAAAGAAAUUCAGGAGGUACCAUUUUGAAGACAAAGAACUAUCCCAUGACAAAAAUGUUUGAAUAAAUUAUAAAGUUUGAAUAAUUUUUCUCAUUAAUUGAAUUGAAAAGAAAAAAUUACUGGAAAUGUAAUAAAAAUUGAAUUACACUCAAAAUUAAUUUAAAUUGAAAAAUAUGAAAAAUUGCAAUAAUUGGAAGUUUAUCAAAUUACAAAUAAAUUAUAAUUUACGAGUAAUUAAUUUAUAAAUAAUUGUGCAAAAGCAAUCUCUUCUCUGGCAUGGAACAAGUGGAUUUUUUCAUUGAAUUAAUGCAGAGCAAUUUUUUAAUGGAAGUCAAAUGAAAAAAAUAUGGAAUUAUUAUUUAAAAUUAUUCAGAAGAUAAUUGAAAGGAAUAUCAGAUUUAAAUAAUUUUUUAACACUCUUUUUAUUAAUCAAAGAUUGAUGAGAAAAUUAAAGACGAAACUGCACUAGCUCGAAUAGAAAACAUCCUAAAUCCUUAUAAGGUCCUAAUUUUAAAUUUUAAAUUUUGAUUAUGAGAAAAAAAACUAUCUACUUUAUAAAUUUCAUUAAAAACAUUUUUAACAUGGUAUAGAAAAAUUAAAGUGAAAAAAUAAGAAAAACUCCAGAGACAAUGUUGUCUAGUCAGUCAAAAAUAAUUAAGAGUAUAAAAAUUAUCCCAAAAAAAUGCUAUGGAUUUAAUAUACAUAGUUCAUUGUCUUAUGUAUAAUUCUUUUUGUAAAAAGGAUGAGAAAGUAUAGAGAGAAAAAAAGUCCCAGUGAAAAUAAAAAUAAAAAAAUACAACAUUUGAAGAGAA
Molecule: messenger RNA, 4434 nt
Organism: Lutzomyia longipalpis
Lineage: Eukaryota; Metazoa; Arthropoda; Insecta; Diptera; Psychodidae
Gene: Mgat2
Product: alpha-1,6-mannosyl-glycoprotein 2-beta-N-acetylglucosaminyltransferase
Exons: 12
Coding region: 714-2336 (540 amino acids)
Biological process (GO): protein N-linked glycosylation; oligosaccharide biosynthetic process
Cellular component (GO): Golgi stack; Golgi membrane
Molecular function (GO): alpha-1,6-mannosylglycoprotein 2-beta-N-acetylglucosaminyltransferase activity
Source: RefSeq, a predicted model, not a curated record